AUCGCACAUAUAAAUGAUGCCGUUCUCGAAAACCACAGAUCAGUAUCAUUCCGCGCGUCAAACUAGAACAAAGCCACUUGUUAGGUGUUACUAAAAAUCGCUCCAAAUUUUGUUUAGUUCGUUACAAAAGGUGAAAAAGGAAACAAAACUGAGCAGCAAAAUGAUGAAGCUGAUCGUCUCCAUUGCCACGCUGGUCACUCUGGUGGCCGCUGCCCCUGCCCUCGAUGACGCUAACGCUCAAAUCCUCACCCAGGAAAACGUCCUGGAAGCGGACGGCAAAUACGGCUGGAAGUUCUCCACCAGCAACGGCAUCCAACAGGAGGAAAGCGGCCAAGGAGGUGUGGCAGUGCAGGGGUCCGCUUCCUGGGUCGGUGACGACGGCGUUCCAAUUGUGCUGACCUACACGGCCGAUGAAAACGGAUACCACCCGCAGGGAGUGCAUCUGCCUACGCCACCACCAAUCCCGGACUACAUUCUGCGAGCUCUGCGGUACAUCGAAGCUCGUAAUGCGCAAAAUGUGUAAAACAUUUAUUGGGGAAUCAUGAACGAAAUCCGGCAAAGAUGAUUUCAGCUCUAUGGAAUUCCAAGGUCGGCACACAAACUCAUUCACACAUACACACACACACUCUGUCCACAGUUGUCAUCUCUAAUGUAAAUCAGCGAUAAUUUUUAUUUAAGCACUAGCUCAUAAAACAAUAAAACUAUAAAAAUCUUUCAA
Messenger RNA from Aedes aegypti (yellow fever mosquito), 718 nucleotides. Its product is annotated as pupal cuticle protein Edg-78E. NCBI's taxonomy places the organism in Eukaryota, Metazoa, Arthropoda, Insecta, Diptera, Culicidae. The transcript has 2 exons. The record is from RefSeq and is a predicted model, not a curated record. Gene Ontology annotation, molecular function: structural constituent of chitin-based larval cuticle. Gene Ontology annotation, cellular component: chitin-based extracellular matrix. Bases 161 to 523 code for a protein of 120 amino acids.